Messenger RNA from Camellia sinensis, 1920 nucleotides. Lineage: Eukaryota; Viridiplantae; Streptophyta; Magnoliopsida; Ericales; Theaceae. The record is from RefSeq and is a predicted model, not a curated record.
AUUCCUAUCUCUUCCUGAUCACAUCCACCAAUUAUACAGAGAAAUUAAUAAAAAAGUAGGUAGCAAACAACCUGGUGAAAUGGCCAAUGAGAUGAGACUCCAUUAUUGUUGAUUUCUAAUUUCUUCAUAACCCUUCUUUCACCACUUAUUUGCUUUUGGUCAAAACUUACAAUCUUCAGCUACUACACAUUUGCAGAGCUUCUUCAAACUGUUUGUUUGUUUUAUCUCUGUAUUGCUUUGUUUUUGAAGAGUUUCUGGCUUUUCAUAUCCUUCAUAAUUCCAAAGUUGUUUGAAGUUUGCUUCGUUUCAGCAUGUUUUUGAUCUCUGUAUGCUUCGUUUCUUACCUUUCAUAUCUUUUAUUUGCCAAAGUUGUUCCAAGUUUGUAGAGGUUCUGCCUGUUCUUGAUCUGUGUAUUGCUUCAUUUUGACUCAAUUUCUUACCUUUACCACCAAAGUCUGUUUAUCUGUAUUUUGCCGUAAACCUGUUCUUCAAUUUCUUACCUUUCCUUCUUUCAGAACAAACACCAUGGAUGUAUUUGGGAUCUUUAUCUCUCCAUUCAUACAAGCUAUGGUUGAUAAAUUGUCCUCUUAUUUUAGCAACUUAGUGAGCACAGUGGACGUUGGCACUGGCAUCCACAAUCUGAAGAAGGCAUUAGAGGAUUUAGAGACUCUGUUGGCUGAUGCAGAGAACAAACAGAUAUACCACAAGGAUAUCAAAAAGUGGCUUGAAGAGGUUUACCAUUUGGCUUACGAUGCAGAUGACAUAUUGGAUGAUUUUGCCAUUGACGAUCUCGAAAGGAAGCUAAUGGCAGACGAGACGACGAUCAAAAGAAGACCAGCUAAGUUUCCACGCCUCUCCGAUAUUGUUCCAUUCAAUUUAAAAAAUGGGUCAAAGCUAAUUGAGAUUACUAGUCAAUUACAAGAAGUUGCUACAAAAGGAAAAGAACUUGGUUUAGAUAACAGACUUGUUGGGAGGAUGUCUACAGAUUUACGGCAGAGAUCACAAACUACAUGUUUGAAGGAGCCUCACAUUCAUGGCAGAGAUGAAGACAUCAAGCAAAUUAUCGAAUUGCUGCUUGCGGAUGCUCCUGCUGGAAACUUUUUUGAUGUAAUUCCUAUUGUAGGAAUGGGUGGGAUCGGCAAGACUACACUAGCUCAGCACAUUUACAAUGAUGACCGAGUGGAAAAUUAUUUCAAUCUAAAAGCAUGGGUAUGUGUAUCUGAUGACUUCGAAGUUACGAGGAUAACAAAGGCAAUUCUCGAGUCGUUCACUCACGGUUCAUGUAAUUUUAGUAACUUAAAUGAGGUUCAAGUCCAACUUAGCAAAACGGUGGCAGGGGAAAAGUUUUUGCUUGUCCUAGAUGACGUGUGGGACUAUGGACGUGAUGGGUGGAAUUUGUUACGAUCCCCAUUUGGAGCUGGAGCACCUGGAAGUAAAAUCAUUGUGACAACGCGAGACAGAGGUGUUGCAAAGCAGAUGGGAAUGGAUAAAUAUCACAAUUUGCACAACUUAUCAUAUGGCGAUUGUUGGUUAAUCUUUUCCCAACAUGCAUUUCAGAACAGAAAUAUUGAGGAAUACAAAGAAUUGGAAUCAAUUGGUAAGAAAAUUGUUGAGAACAGGUGCAGAGGCUUACCUUUGGCAGCGAGGGCUCUUGGCAGCUUAUUGUGCUGUAAACAAGAAGAAUGUGAAUGGAAAGAGAUACUAAACAGCAAUAUAUGGAAUGAGGAAAGUGGCAUUCUCACAGCAUUGAAAUUGAGCUACCUUCAUCUCCCUGUCCAGUUGAAGAGGUGCUUUUCCUACUGUGCAAUUAUCCCAAAGGACUACGGAUUCACGGAGGAGGAAUUAGUCUUGCUAUGGAUGGCUGAAGGUUUAAUUGAGCAACCAAAAGGUGGAGACCAAAUGGAGAAUAUGGAGAUUUAG